AUGAGAUUAUUCCGUGCUCUUUGGACGUCUUUUAAAUGUGGAGAUAGUAUUAAGGAAAUAAGAGUGAUUAAUCAGCAUCAUAUAGACGCAUUUUCUACUUUGACAUGUGAUUCUAACAAGAUUCAUAAAGGCAAUCAAAAAUCAUUUGUGAAUGGAGCUUUUCUUAACAGUAUCGUAGCUGGAAUAAUGGGAACAAAAUUACCCGGUGAUGGAACGAUUGUCAUCUCUCAAAAUUUCUCAUUUCCAUCGAAAUGCUAUGUUGAUAUCCCAAUAGAAUUUACUGUUGAACUUGUUGAAGUAAGAAAGAUUAUUAAAGCAAGAUAUCAAUGUGUCCAAAAUGACAUUGUAGUUUUUGAAGGAGAUGCUAAAUUAAUAAUGAAUAAAGGUACCAAAUAA
Messenger RNA from Chironomus riparius, 396 nucleotides. The record is from the annotation of a GenBank genome assembly. Lineage: Eukaryota; Metazoa; Arthropoda; Insecta; Diptera; Chironomidae.